Molecule: messenger RNA, 1314 nt
Organism: Phytomonas sp. Hart1
Lineage: Eukaryota; Euglenozoa; Kinetoplastea; Trypanosomatida; Trypanosomatidae
Source: the annotation of a GenBank genome assembly
AUGAGAAGCAAAACCCCUCUAGCGGAUGCUGUGUCGAUUACAGCGUUGCCGCCGGUGGUGUCCACCACCUCAGCGACGUCGGUGCCGGACGCCGUCGAGGCGUGGCGGGCGAAGUUGAAGCGCAUCUUUGCCAUGAUGUCGAACACCCCUGGUGGGGAACCCCCGGAAGGGGAUUAUGGCAACCCCCUCGACCCCCCCACGCGCACCCGCGGCCCAGCCCAAUCAUCCCAGCCGAACCACCCGCGAGGAAGCGGGGGGCGAAUACCGCCGUCCGCGCUCAAAGAGGGCGUCGGGCCCGCCUCCCAGGGCAUCGAGCGCACCCUCCACCGCAUGAGCCAAACUCUGCACCGGCUUCUCGGGGAUUUGGACCACUCCCGGGAUGGCUGCCUCCCCUCGUUCAUCGCAUCCCGCAUUGAGGAGGAUUAUCAACGAUGUCUGGAGCAGCUCGCGCAGAACCCGGCGCGGGGAAAUCGAUCCGGGCAGGAUUCCUUUCUCUUUGGCGGGGGCGGGAACGGGAAGGAGAGUUUGGAGUGGCGGCUCCAGCUCCAGCGCGCGCGCACCGCGGCCGCCGACGAGGUCUACGCCCUGGAGAAAUCCGUUACCGACUACGCCACGGAGCCGCCGAUUCCGCGCGAGCAGAUGCGGAGUCCUUCCAUGUCCCCUUCCCCCCCGCCCGGGCCGAUGUUGAGCACGGAGAUGGAGAUCAUCGCCGAUGCCAUUCGGAAGAUUCGCGAAUCCACCAACACGAUUACGGGGCUGCAUAAUAAUAUCAGCCUGCCGUGGUGGUCCUCACCGCUGCGAACGCGGGAUAUGAAGAUCGCGACAAUACGACUAAACUACCACGCCCGGCACGCCUUAUUGUGGGAUUGGCGAUGUCAUAAUCAACUUCUCAUUCGCGCCACGCAGCUUAAUGACUUGGUUUACAGCAGCAGUGUAAAGCUCAUUAAACUGCAGAAUAAUCUGAGAAACUUUACGAAGUUGAUUGAGUUGAGUAAGACGAAUACGACGACAAUAGCAAAAGAGAUAGUAGCGCUGCAGGAGCAGCUGAAGGAGGCGAAUAUGCGCCGCGCGGAGCUGGAAGCCGCGCUUAUAGCGCACUCCCAGAAGCUCAACCUCGUUCCUUCCAUCGCGCCACCGCCGGAGGUGGAUUCUUCGGAUAAAAAUAAUGAAAGUGUAGAAAAGGAGCCCGUGAAUAACGUCCCUGUGGCUGAGCUCGCGCUGCUGCUUUUGGUGUAUAACUGGCCAGAGGAAUUGCAGGAAGAUGUGGUGCGCGUGAGAGAAUGGCUGCGGGCGGUCCCCACAGUGUUGGAAUGA